UGCAAAAACCCCACUGCAUUCAUUGUGCUACGGUCUAUCCACCCCCCUGCUGCUGCUGGGCUUGCGAUUGCCGCUUGCUCCAGCUGAGCUAAGAGUAACAGCAGCACCAGGGCAGGGACUGACUCCAGCCCUUGGACUUAGGACAUCGCAACACGUUCACUUGCCUGCGUGACUCAUUCGCACAUCAUUUCUGUUUAUGCCUGGGGUGGGGAGAAAUAUCCCAAACCAGCUGUGUAAAUGAGUAUGGAAGAUUAUGAUUUCCUGUUUAAAAUUGUUUUAAUUGGCAAUGCUGGCGUGGGGAAGACGUGCCUAGUCCGACGAUUCACUCAGGGUCUUUUCCCCCCAGGACAAGGAGCCACGAUUGGAGUUGAUUUUAUGAUUAAGACGGUGGAGAUUAAUGGUGAAAAAGUCAAGCUUCAGAUCUGGGACACAGCAGGUCAAGAAAGAUUUCGGUCCAUUACCCAGAGUUACUACCGAAGCGCCAAUGCCUUGAUCCUCACCUAUGAUAUAACCUGUGAGGAAUCCUUCCGUUGCCUUCCUGAGUGGCUGCGGGAGAUAGAACAAUAUGCCAGCAACAAGGUCAUCACUGUGCUAGUGGGCAACAAGAUUGAUCUGGCUGAAAGGAGAGAGGUCUCCCAGCAGAGAGCGGAAGAAUUCUCAGAAGCUCAGGACAUGUAUUACCUGGAGACCUCAGCCAAGGAAUCAGAUAACGUGGAGAAACUCUUCCUUGACUUAGCGUGCCGCCUCAUCAGUGAAGCCAGGCAGAACACACUUGUAAACAAUGUAUCCUCGCCCUUACCCGGAGAAGGGAAAAGCAUCAGCUAUUUGACUUGUUGUAAUUUCAACUAAAGGCUGAGGCAAGGAGAAGCAAAAGGAAUCAGCAGCUGCCCCUAUGGGCCCCAAAUUGCUGGGGGAGAUCUGGUGAUGACUAUGGCUCCUGCUCUCAGACCUUCUGACUCCCGUGGGAUCCAGAGCUUACAGAGCAUGGCAGGCCGAAGGCUUUGUCCACAGGCCAGCAUUAGCAGAACAUAUAACGGUUUCACCCUUUUGCAGUCAGGAGUUGGAGCAAGGAGAAAAUUGCACUAGGCGCUCCGUGAUCUGCAGAGCAUGUUGCUUUUGUUCUUUAAAAAAAAAAAAAAAAAAGCAAGUAAAAGCGCAUUCCUGAACACAGCCCUGGGGGAAAUGUACUGUAGGGAGAUUCCUCCUGCACGUCAAUGGGUGCAUGUAGGGGCUGUGCUUUAGGGCUUCUGGGGGCCCUGGUUUUCUUGUCUACCAGAUAAACCAAAACUGGGAAGGCCAAGUACUGCCUCUGUGGUGUGUGUUGAUGACUCCAUGGAGACUUUGAAAAGUGUUACUUCUCUUGUCCACAGGCACUUUCAAGAACUUUGGGAUGUAAAAAUGAAAUGAAACCUUUUCCCAUGACCAACAGUUAACAAUCAUUGGUUUAAUAUUAUAUAUAAGCUCCAUGACUCCUUUUGGUGCUAAUGAAUCCGCUCUUUCAUACAUUUUAGUACAUCGAUGUCCUUAAAUGUAUUACAUUGAAAUUAAAAAAAAAAAAGGGAAGUCCAUGAAUCAGCACUCUUUCUCAAAGUCUCAUUACUACCUUCUCUAUGGUGGAUUUGUUGGAAAAUAAAAUAUUUUCAUGUUCUUUCCCCUCUAAAUCUCUACCAUUUUCUUCUUCUAUUCUCUCAUCUUUCCAGCCUUUUAAGUAAAUGAAAACAUUAGAAAAUUGAGAAAAAAAAAUGGCUGGUGAUAUUCUAAUGUAAAAGACUAGCUCUAAGACAUCAUGAGUAAUACAAGAAAACAGACCUGAUCUGACCAAAAUACUGUGGAUUAAUGGACUGCGAUGCAGAGUUCUAAGCAGAGCACAGUCCUUGGUAAGCAGGUGACAUCUUUUACUUCCUGGUACUAUCCAUCUUGGACAGACCAAGGCUUAGAAUUUUGUACAUGUUUUUAGUAUGAUAAGUGACAAUAGCAACAGAGGAAAAGUCUUAUGAACCAUUUUUGUAUCUUCAGUAACGUUGGAAAAAUUCUGCUUGUGGAAGCAGGCGGAGCUGUCAUUAGUUGCCUCCUUCAUGUUGUAAAGUUACUCUCAGACUCACGACCAUACAUUCUUUCCUAUUUUUCUUUUCCUUUCUCUCCUGGUAUCCCCAUUCUUUUUUUUUUUUUUUUUUUUUUAACUCCCUCCCUUUACAUGCAUGUGUUACUGCACAUCUCCAAUUCAAACGGAGGUGUAUAUGCCUUUAAUUAGCCAAUUUUAAAACACGACUCAAGAUGGAAGAUGUGCUGCUGGAUAUUUGUUACUAAUUUCUUUAGUGCCAUACUUUGAUGCCUUCCAAUUUGUUCACUGAUAUAAAUGCAAAUUGGGGAAAUAAUUAAACCUGUAUACUGUUGAUGCCGUCAGAUGUUUCUGUAGCUUGCCACUUGGCAUCGCUGAGGGAUGAAUAAUGGAAUAAGGGCAGGAUAUGCAAUUUCUGUUGUUGUAGAUGGUGGCAAUCUUGGUCCUGAUAUGUUGAUGUUUGAAAGCUGUUUAAUUUUAAAGAAAUGAGGUGCACAGAGACACGAUAUUGAUAAAGCAUUUCCAGUGUUCCUCUAGCAGAUUUCAAACUGACUCAUCUCUGUAUACAGAUUAUACAUAUUGUAUAAGGGAUUGAUACUUUUGGUUGGCUUCACUGUGUUUGUUCUGAUCCUCUCCUAUGGGUGACAGAAAGAGAUCCCAGAAGUUUGAAUUGCUUUCACUUUGAAUCUGUUUCUCCAGGAAAGAAAAGUCAUUUUAAUAAAUACCAACCAAAAUAAUUUCAAUAAUUGUUGCUUUUCCCUCCCCUUUUCUCCACUAAGCCAGCAACAAUGAAAGUACUCAGAAAAGAAGUUGUCAAAGUGGGCAUUAGAACUUCUCUUUUUAAAACUGUAAGGAAAUGUCUAAAGGUUUAGAUUUAUUGUCUUUUCUUUAGGGCAAAAAUCCAAUUCCCAAAUCAUAACUGAACUCUAUCUCCACAGCAGCAAGUGUGUUGAAACUAAAACUGCUUUGUGAAUGCAGACAAUUAGGUUAGACAAAUUUAGUUGUAGAACAGCUUCUAGGAUUAUUCUUGCACUCUGAAAUUCCUUUUCCCUAGGGCUCAGCUGCUUCAGUCUACCCUUGGUCAUACUCCUAAGGGGAUUAGAAAGUUCUGCUCUUGGGCCCUUCCUUUCCUGUUACUCCCUGCAGCCUUUCCAUAAUGUACAGUCACCCAUCCAUGGCCCAUAGGUAGAGAUACAUGGGAAUUUAGAACUUUUCUCCCUGCCUUAGUUGUGUGAAUUCCAGAUUAGGCCUUAUGGACACUUGUUCACUGGUACAUCUCUAGUUUCAGAACAAUCCCUGACCAUAUUGUUGGUGCUCAAUAAAUAUUAGUUGAAUAAAUGACUUAGUGCCAAGUGGAGGUUGGCCAGUUACAUAGAAAUUUCUCUAAUAGAACUUGAGAAAGGAUACUGAUUAAAUGUGAUCUUCUUAACCUAGACCGGAAACUAAACUCAUUGGUUUGCUUACUGGUGGUUAUUGCCAUGGCAACAUUUGCUAAGAUGACCCUUCUUAAAUAAAAAUGAAGUCUUACUUCAUGGUGGAUGAAAAAGAGAAUUGCUUUCUUAUAAUUCAGCUUGGCUUGGUCUGCCUCACACUAUCAGAGUCUGUCUGCUUCCAUUUUUUUCUUCUUUUAAUAAAGUUACAAAAUAUUUGGCAAAACUUUUCCUUUUCCAAUGAAAACCCAUCAUAUUUAUGUCCUAGAAUCAGGCAUGAGAGAACCUGUGAAAUCAUAUAGCUCGCUGACAUUAAUGAUAUUUUAUUGUAGCUUUGGGUAGUCUGUAUCCUCAUAGGAUUUUGUGCUUUUUCCUUUACCUAUAUAAGGCUUCUUAUGUUUUUAUUAUUCUUGUUGUGUUAAUAUUUAAUUUUGAUUAUGCAGGGCCAAUUGGCCUUUCUGCAAAUUAGAUUAGGCCAUUAGGGUUCCUGGUCUUUCUUUCCCCGUCUUUUCUACUCAUUUCAUGUUACCAUCUCUUCCUGAGUAAAGUGGCAAGUGUAACUAGAAAUGAAAGUCAAAGGGAUUGAUUUGGUAAUGUGUUAGUUCCUGAAAAAGGAUAAAAACCACUGGUCAAUAUAAUAUAUUUGGGUUAGGAUUAUUUAUUUUAAACAACUUAGAUUUGUUGGAGAGAGGAGGCAGAAUUGAACAGAGGAGUGGGUCUAUUCAUGACUGCAUACCUUUGGAGGAUACUGGUGAGUUCCAGUGUUAGGUCAAUGAUUUGCCUCAUUUAACUUCUCGGCUAUUCCAUAAUUCUUCCAGAUUCAGCAUCAAAUUUCAGUUAAUGAAUCAUCUUGAAUAGAUAACAGUUGCAAGUGAUUUUGAAUUGCUCUUCUGACUAAAUGAAAACAUCUUUUUUUAUAAACCAAGUCACAUAAGAUAUCUCACAACCAGAAAAAAACUUUCAUUUUGUUCCCCACAUAUCAAAACAAUGGCUCUAAAAAUAUACGUUUUCUAUUUCUUAAGUCUGCAGAACUCAUAGCCUUCUGUUCUUUAGGGAAUAGUGCCCUAUUAGCUCUUUUAGGGUUUGCCCUUUGUUGUCUCGAGAUUUUUUUUUUUCUCCAACUGCAACUGGUUACUUACUUUCCUCAACCAUGGUGCUGACAGAUGCAUUUUAAAGCAACUAUAAUACUUUUGAGACUUAACUUGAAAUUCAAAGACAGUGAAUAAGAUGUGUAUCUCCUGGUUCAGACAAACAUUACUCCACACAAGCAAUCUGGUUGAGCACUAAUUUUGGGAUAAGAGGGGAAUGUGCUUUUUUCUUCUUUUCAAAUUUCAUUUCUGUCCCAUGAGUGUAUUUGUUUAAAAGGAAAGCUGCCUUCCCUUACAUUUAUCACACUAGGUAGAAAUCAUGCUGAAUUAAGAAAUUAUCCUACCUUCAAGCAGCUAAUUAAUAUAGUAAUCUUGGAACAAGAGAGCUGACACUUCAUCUUCUUUCCUAAGCCUAUGAUGUUGGAAGGUUAUAGUCACCUCUGGGAACUAUACUUUUGAAAUUAAAAAGAAACGGAAGCAUAAUAAAGAUGGUGAAGAAUUUAAAAUUUAUGACAUUUGAAGAAUAUUUGAAGGAGUUGGGGGAGAUUUAGCCUGGGAAAGAGAGAGGGACACAGUUAGUGAAUUAGAGCAAGACUGGUUCAAAGGAUGGAAUGAGGUCCACUGAGGCCAUAGGGCCACAGAUUUGGGAUCUAAGGGAGACCUCUCUCAAAACGGCGGGUCACCAAUGGAAGGAGCUGCCUUAGGUAAUAGUAUGCAUCAAGCAGAUGCUAGAUGAUGAGGAAAGGAUCUUAGCAUGGGUUGGAGGUUCGACUAGAUGACCUAUUAAUUUACAUUGUAGCACUUUGCCUCUCAUAACAUGUUCAGUUAAAUAUGUUAACUUCCAGCUAAUGAUUUUUUUUAAGGACUGCUUUUCUGCCAGUCUUCUUGGAAGGAGGUUGGUUACAUGUUGUUUGGCUAAGAGACUGGCUUGUCAUCAUGCCCUAGGUUGGGACUGCUUCGUCAGUCCAUUCACUGAUGUCCAGUUGAAAUCAUAAACUGGUUCUUGAGCUAAAAAGAAGUAUUGUUUUAAUAGAAUUUAUGUAGAAACAUGGAAAUUAUGUUUUUGUCACGUGGCAAACAUAGGCCAUGCUCAGUUUAGUGAAUAACUGGUAUCCAGGAUUUCAGACCAGGCCUUUUUUGCAGAACAGAAUCUUCAGUUAAAGAUCCCAUAAAUAAACCAAUAUGAAGUUUUGCGGCUUCCAUUAGAGAUGGGCUGGUGCGUUCAUGGCAUAAAGGAGAUCUUAAGAUCUGUCUUGGCAGAAUCUCAAAUGACAUUUGGUUAGUUGGGUUGAUUCUCUUGGAAAAAAAAUAAAAAAAAAAACCCAUGAUUUGCAAAUUAUUUUAAUAGAACCAAGGCUAAAUUUCUUCAGUAGAAAAAGUAACAAAACGAGUUUUCAGAAAUCAGAGACACUAUAAGCAACACUUACUAAUAAAGCCCAUGACCAAAUGAUUCCACCUGCAAAAUAAGUUGCAUCCCUGUUAGGCUGAUAGAUGGGUUUUCAUUAGUCUUUAUAAGUCAUUGGUUUUGCAUCCGUAUGGUGAGAAACACUUGAGUUUGGAUAAGACUUUCUUUGACUCCUUUAAAUAAGAGGUUAGAGCACAAAAGCUUGCCACCUCUUUAUUUGAGUUACUUAGGUACAUGAGACAAAUUCUUAAUUUCCACUGAAUUAGAGCAGAAUUUUUGGAGAUGUUGUGUUCUGGAUCCUAAUGGAAUCCUUGAUGGGUUAUAACUCUAACACUUCAAGGAGUGUGUAAAGGGGGGAGGUGUAUAAAGGGGGAACACCAGGUUAGAUAUGAGGAGUCCUAGUACUGCCAUGAAUUAGCUGUAUCUUUAUGCAAAGCACAAUCUCUUGAGGAUCAGUUUCGUCAUCUAUUAGAUAGACUCAUAAUACCGGUUAGGAUUAUUGUGAAAAUUAGGUAAGAUAAAUUGAAAGUUAGGACAGUGCUCAGUAGGCAGUAUGCAGUCAAACAUUAGUUCUUUUCUCUUAAGGGCAGACUUUGGAUGGUCUGAUACAAUAUAGAUCCUUAGGUCAAAACAAAGAAUCCAUUUCAACUUUGAAGAAAAGAGCACCGUUUCUGAAAGGGCCUUAAAAAGAAGUCACUUAUUUGCUCCAUCUUUCUGCCUUUGGACAUUACUAUCACCCAAGAGUCUCUUUAUUUCUUUACAUAUUUCAGGAAAGGUAAUCUUACUCUUUCCCAAUGGACAAUUCCAGGGUUGCAAACUCCUCAUUAUCAGGAAACUUAACUUUAUUACUGAAAUACCUCACAGUGCAAUUUGAACCUCUUUCUUCUUGAGCCCAUUCUCCAUGGGAAGAAAAAUGGGUUGAUCCUAUCUUUGUAAGGGACCAUGUUUUCCAUUUAUUAUUGCCCUUUGCCUCGUUUUUUUCCCUUUAAUGACAGUCAGAAAAAGCUCAUCAUGGUGAUAAUCAUUAUUCUCUUGGGUAGUGUCAGGCUAGGUAUUUAUAAAUUCUUAGUUUCUUAUUAGUAUCAGAUUUAGAUCAUAAUUUCACUGUUGAUUAACUUUUCAAUUAUCCAUUUAUUUUUCUUCCUUAUAUACUUGAUAACAAAGAGUGCUUCUGAAGAAUUAUUCUGGUUGUGUGGUUCUUGUUUUCUCCUCUUGGUAAAAAUAGAGUCAUGAAUCCUAGUUUUGUCAUCUGCUUUUAGAAUUUCAUUUCAUAGAUGACGUAUAUUUGAUGGACAUAAUUACCAACACCCAAAUUUAACAGGGUUUUUUUUCCCUUUCUACUUGUGCACUGUAUUCUGAAAUAAAAACUGGAGUACCAAAUGCCUAAUAAAGCAAAAACUCAUGUACAGAACAACAAAAGAAUCUGGUCUAUUAGGGUAAUUUAUCCUUAGUUAGUUGAAUGGUCCACAGCUUUGUUUAAGGUUAUACAGUUAUGCCUGGAUUAAAUAACAAUAGCAAAACUUGAUAAGCCUUCUGAAAAACAGCUGCUAAACGUAUUGCUUUCUGGAAUGUAAUCAUUAGAAAUACUCUCUCAUUCUAUACAAUUGCAGAAUGCUAGUGGAACUUUCUUGUAGGCUAUUUGACAUUGAAUGUCAAUUGAUUUAAAACAUUUUUUUUAAUCCUCUUAUUCCUUUAAGGCGUGUUGGGGCUUUCAUGUCCCUUUUGUGGAAAAUUUCAAAUGACUGGAAUGUUGGCUUCUAAUUUCUGCUCACUGAAGUGUCCUCUAGACAUACCAGAUGGUUGGAGCUCCUUUGAUGAUAUGUAAGGGAGCUACAUAAAUGUAUUUAUGUAAAUACACUUACAUAAAUGUAAGUGUGUGAGUAAAGUUGCUGUUUUCAGCAACACACACACACCCCUCCAAAAAAAACUCUGCUUAAAAUUUCAAAUAAUAAAGGAUUAAGAAGAGAUUUUUGAUCAUCUAAAGGGAAAAAGUUGUGCCCCACAUAUAUUGUUACAAUACUUUAAUGCAUGACUUUUAGUGUAGGGAUGAAAUAAAAUGCAAAAUAUAUCAUUCUGGAAGUUUUCUCAGCAGCUCGUUAAAAUAUUUAGAGAAGCUGUUUUAUAAAGACUUAGAGAACCCCUGAAUUUCCCCCCUUUCCUAUCUCUUUCCUUUAAAACAUGGACCUUUAACAUACACAUAGUUUUAACAAACAUGUUAACCAUCAAAUCUUAUGAACUCAGUUAUUAAUAUCUGGCUGGUUUUAAGCAUAGGCUCUCAGUAAUAUCUGAAUACACCAGUAUGUAAAAUCUUAACUAUCUGCUUCAAUACAGGUGUAAUACUUGGUUUUAAAUGUUAAUAUAUAGUACACUGUAUUGUCCUAUGUGUUCAUGUAUUUAGUUUGUUUAAUAAAAAGCCUGUUAGGAAUAUAAGCCCAUAAUGACUUGAGUGCACUUAGCUGAAAACCUUCGAUUAAAGGUGAUUAUAUGAAAACCUCAAUCCGCAUUAAAAAGGUGGGAUCAGAAACAGGAAUGUGAACAAAAAAAGUCUUUAAUGAAGUUGCAUCCCUCUUUUUAGAAUAAAGACAUAAUUCAUCCCUUUAAUGUGUUCAAUUUGGUGUUUUUAGUAUUUUUUAAAAGUUGAAAAACACUCACUAUUAUCUAACUCUAGAACAUUUUAAGUAUCCCCCCAAAAAACUCUGUACUCAUUAGCAAUUACGUCUCCACCCUCCUCCCCCAGCAUCUGGUAAUCACUAACCUACUUUCUGCUUCUAUGGAUUUGCCUAUCUUGGACACUUUAUUUAAUUAUACAAUAUAUGGUUUUUUUGCAUCUGACUUCUUUCACUUAGCAUAAUGUUUUCAGUUUUAUGUUGUACUACAAAUCAAUAUUCUUUUUAUGGCUAAAUAUAUUCCAUUGUAUGUAUAUUCCACAAUUUACUUGUCCAUUCAUCGUUUGAUGAACACUUGGGUUGUUUCUAUUUGGGGGUGGUUAUAAAUAAUGCUGCUAUGGACAUUUGUGUACAAGUUUUCUGGAUGGGUAUAUACUUUCACAUCUCUCUUAAAAGCAAUUAGUCUAACAAAUCACUUGUGUUCACUUAAGCAGAACCUCUUAAAAUCCCACUUGGAGAAUGCAAUUUACAAUCUUAGCUCGAUUGGUCAAUUAGGAGACCCCUGAAUAAUGGCUAACAUCUCAAUAUGUCUGUAGAAAUCUUUCUAUGAACCUACCAUCUAUAUAUGAUAAUCAAUUUCAUGAAGGCUGCUUCAGUCUUGUAGAAAUUGAGUUGUCAUCGCAUAGAGAAUUUCUAAGGUCCUCUGCAUUGUUUCAAGGGAUAGCUACAAACCAUGUUGGAAAGUACUCAUUCAAUCUUCUAGGAUUCAAUGAAGGAGCACUUUUAAUAUAUACUUUCCUUUACAUACUGACUGUCUUUAAAAUUUGGAUUUUUCCAUCUUUUUUAUUAAUUAUUCUUAUUCACACAUAUUGUAUUAUUUGCCCCAGGGGGGAUUUUUCCAUCUUGAAAAAAGAUUGUCAAGUCACCAAACGACCUGUCCAUUGUAGCUUAAGUUUUAAUUAAAAGAUAAUUCAUACUGAGAGUAAAAGUAAAAAGAAUGUAUUUUGUGUGCAAAGGAUGAAUGUAUUAAUAACUUUUUAUUUGUAAAGUUUUUUUAAAAAGAUGAAUGGAAAUUGCUUUCUCAUGUACUUGUAUAUAAAUAAACAUUUCCUGUUGCCCACA
Messenger RNA from Mustela lutreola (European mink), 9710 nucleotides. It is a transcript of the gene RAB30, whose product is annotated as RAB30, member RAS oncogene family. Gene Ontology annotation, molecular function: GTP binding; GTPase activity. The transcript has 5 exons. Lineage: Eukaryota; Metazoa; Chordata; Mammalia; Carnivora; Mustelidae. The record is from RefSeq and is a predicted model, not a curated record. Gene Ontology annotation, cellular component: trans-Golgi network. Gene Ontology annotation, biological process: Rab protein signal transduction. The coding region runs from base 238 to 849 and encodes 203 amino acids.